Varanus komodoensis (Komodo dragon) is the source of this 7354-nucleotide messenger RNA. RefSeq names its product protein argonaute-1. The coding region runs from base 54 to 2630 and encodes 858 amino acids. Gene Ontology annotation, molecular function: protein binding; RNA binding. The record is from RefSeq and is a predicted model, not a curated record. The transcript has 19 exons. Lineage: Eukaryota; Metazoa; Chordata; Lepidosauria; Squamata; Varanidae.
CACGCUCUCCCCGCACCCCCCGCUAGGCUCGGGGCGACGCCCGCGUGGAUGGGAUGGAAGCGGGACCCUCGGGAUCAGCUGCUGCGGGCACUUACCUACCACCCCUGCAGCAGGUAUUUCAAGCUCCUCGCCGGCCCGGGAUAGGAACUGUCGGGAAGCCAAUCAAACUCUUAGCCAACUACUUUGAAGUGGACAUUCCCAAGAUCGAUGUCUAUCAUUAUGAAGUUGACAUCAAGCCAGACAAGUGCCCGCGCAGAGUCAACAGGGAAGUUGUGGAAUACAUGGUUCAACACUUCAAACCUCAGAUCUUUGGUGACCGGAAGCCAGUAUAUGAUGGGAAGAAGAACAUUUAUACAGUCACAGCUCUGCCUAUCGGAAAUGAAAGGGUUGACUUUGAGGUGACAAUUCCAGGGGAAGGCAAAGACAGGAUCUUCAAGGUGUCCAUCAAAUGGAUGGCCAUUGUGAGUUGGCGGAUGCUGCAUGAGGCCCUGGUGAGCGGGCAGAUCCCUGUUCCUCUGGAAUCCGUCCAGGCUCUUGACGUGGCCAUGAGGCAUCUGGCAUCCAUGAGGUACACCCCAGUGGGCCGUUCCUUCUUCUCUCCCCCUGAAGGAUACUAUCACCCGCUGGGAGGAGGUCGGGAGGUCUGGUUCGGCUUCCACCAGUCUGUCAGGCCUGCAAUGUGGAAGAUGAUGCUCAAUAUUGAUGUGUCAGCAACAGCGUUCUACAAGGCUCAGCCUGUGAUCGAGUUCAUGUGUGAGGUGCUUGAUAUCCGGAACAUAGAUGAGCAGCCGAAGCCUCUGACGGACUCACAGAGAGUUCGGUUCACCAAGGAGAUCAAAGGCUUGAAGGUGGAGGUUACUCACUGUGGGCAAAUGAAGAGAAAAUACCGUGUGUGUAAUGUUACUCGGCGGCCAGCUAGUCACCAAACGUUCCCCCUGCAGCUGGAGAGUGGUCAGACCGUAGAGUGCACCGUGGCACAGUACUUUAAGCAGAAGUACAACCUCCAGUUGAAGUACCCCCACCUGCCGUGUCUCCAAGUUGGUCAAGAGCAGAAGCACACGUACCUGCCUCUGGAGGUGUGUAAUAUUGUGGCUGGCCAGAGGUGCAUCAAGAAACUAACAGACAAUCAGACCUCCACCAUGAUUAAAGCAACCGCAAGGUCUGCCCCGGACAGGCAAGAGGAAAUCAGCCGCCUGAUGAAGAAUGCCAGUUAUAACCUGGACCCUUACAUACAAGAGUUCGGGAUAAAAGUGAAGGAUGACAUGACUGAAGUGACCGGACGUGUCCUGCCAGCCCCGAUCUUGCAGUACGGGGGCCGGAACCGUGCCAUCGCCACCCCCAACCAGGGGGUGUGGGACAUGAGAGGAAAGCAGUUCUACAAUGGCAUUGAGAUCAAAGUCUGGGCCAUCGCCUGCUUUGCCCCUCAGAAGCAGUGCAGAGAGGAAGUUCUGAAAAACUUCACCGACCAGCUGCGCAAGAUCUCCAAGGAUGCUGGGAUGCCGAUCCAGGGCCAGCCGUGCUUCUGCAAGUACGCGCAAGGUGCUGACAGCGUGGAGCCCAUGUUUCGGCACCUGAAGAACACCUACUCAGGGCUUCAGCUCAUCAUCGUGAUCCUCCCAGGGAAGACGCCGGUGUAUGCGGAGGUAAAGCGUGUGGGAGACACGCUCCUGGGCAUGGCUACUCAGUGCGUGCAAGUCAAGAAUGUGGUGAAGACGUCGCCCCAGACGCUCUCCAACCUCUGCCUCAAGAUCAAUGUCAAGCUCGGGGGCAUCAACAACAUCCUGGUGCCCCACCAGCGUUCUGCCGUCUUUCAGCAGCCAGUUAUAUUCCUGGGAGCUGAUGUAACUCAUCCGCCUGCAGGUGAUGGAAAGAAGCCCUCCAUAACCGCUGUGGUAGGCAGCAUGGAUGCCCACCCGAGCCGGUAUUGUGCCACGGUGCGGGUGCAGCGGCCUCGGCAGGAGAUCAUCGAGGACCUCUCCUACAUGGUGAGGGAGCUGCUCAUCCAGUUCUACAAGUCCACUCGCUUCAAACCCACCCGCAUCAUCUUCUACCGUGACGGCGUGCCAGAGGGACAGCUCCCGCAGAUCCUUCACUACGAACUCCUGGCCAUCCGUGACGCGUGCAUCAAACUAGAGAAGGACUACCAGCCGGGCAUCACCUACAUCGUUGUUCAGAAGCGACAUCAUACCCGCCUCUUCUGUGCAGAUAAGAAUGAGCGGAUCGGCAAAAGCGGGAACAUCCCAGCAGGAACCACAGUAGACACAAACAUCACGCAUCCCUUUGAGUUCGACUUCUAUCUGUGCAGUCAUGCCGGCAUUCAGGGUACAAGCAGGCCUUCCCAUUACUACGUGCUUUGGGACGACAACCGGUUUACAGCAGAUGAGCUUCAAAUCCUCACCUACCAGCUCUGUCACACGUACGUCCGCUGCACCCGCUCCGUCUCUAUCCCAGCACCAGCAUAUUACGCCCGGUUGGUGGCGUUCCGGGCACGAUAUCACCUUGUAGACAAAGAGCACGACAGCGGAGAAGGCAGUCACAUAUCUGGCCAAAGCAACGGCCGAGACCCUCAGGCGCUGGCCAAGGCCGUGCAGGUUCAUCAGGACACUUUACGUACCAUGUACUUUGCUUGAAAGAGAGCGUAACUUUUUUACCUCACUCCAGAAAGCUUUCAGAUCUGUAGGAGCCAUACAAAAACCAAGGGAGCGCCGGGGCGCCGCGUGGGCAUCCAUUGAGAAAUCACUGCAGGGCGUGGACAGCGUUGGAAGCAGGAAACCAGCAUCCUUGGAGGCAGACGCAGGAGAGCCCUCCAGUGGGUGGACACACCUUUGUAGUAUUGCAGAAGAAACUUUGUUUUCCAAUUACCUGACCAAACGUAUUCGAACCAAGGAAGGGAUCUGACUUCCUAGGAAAAGAAAACAGGUUUUCAUUUGCUGGGGUGGGGGAGUGACGCAAUAUUAGACUUUUUGACUGUGAAAUAACUCUUUUGGUCCUCCAAUGCGAAAUCAAACGCUGGUAAGGUUUUUGUUCGGUAUUAUUUUGGGUGGGUGGGGGAAAAGGGACUUGUAGAGCCUUAAAACAGAUGACUAGAUUUAUAAAAACUAAUAUUUUAGGAUACAAAUACUUUAAUUGGUGAAGAAGAAAAAGAAAAGCCAGUAGUUUAUAGAUGAAUUUUAACAGUUUCCCCUUCCCAUUAAAGAAAAAAGAAUUUUCUCCCCUUUAUAUAUAAUAAUAAUUAAUAAUGUAAGGCACCCCCAGCACUUACACAAAGCCGAAAAGGAAACUUGUCUUCCGUCUGAUUAAAAGUGGGUCAGCUGCUGCCCUUUGGACGCAACAGUCGCAAACUUACCGUGGGCAAGUGCCUUACUGCAAUGCUGCAACACACUGACAUUUGUUCACCUUUCCAAGGAAAAAAGAAAAACAAACCAACAAUGCUUUUGCCUCAGUGGUGGUCCAGUUCUCCAUCCUGAAGGUGUUGGGAGUUCUUUUUAAUGUCCGCAAAGCUUAUGGUUUCAUGUUAGCUCACAGUCUCAUGAUGGAUUAAAAUUCUGUGCACUUUUAACGUUACAUAUGAAUUUGGAUGGCUGCUGAUAAAACCUGCUUUUUACAAUACAUGGAUUUUAUUAUUUCUGAUGUAUUUUUUCUUUUUAAUUUAAAAAACCCGACAUUUCUGACAAAUGGGGUGUGUUAAGAGGAAGAAUGUUUUUGCCUACCCCGCGAGCACAAAGAGAACUCCAUUAUCAAUUAAUGUCCUGAUUUUUUAAUAUACCGAUGAAAUUUUUUUAUUACCAAGUGUUAUUUUUAUACAAUGCCGAGUCUAUUGCCAAAACCUACUCAAACUAUUCAUAUUUUCAAUGUUUACAUCACUUUGUUCCCUGCCCCCUGACAAAGACUUCGGAGUGUUCAUACAGCACAAGUUGGAUUUCUUUGUGCUUUCUUUGGUGACAGAUGCUAAAAUUGGAAUGAUGCAGAGAAGAUUCGUAUGAGGUUGGUUUUUUCCCCAUGAAUUGCACUGCAAUCCAGAGUGUUCUUAUUCUAUGUUAUAUAGCCUCCUUGAAUAGUUUAUUUUUUCACCUACUAUAGUUUAUAAAUCCAGCAUAUUCUCUAACUGUCUUAAUGGCUUCAGCUAUUUUUAAUUCUUGCCAUUUUAUUUUUUAUAUAUAUAACGGGGGGAAGGAGACCUGGAAUUCUGUUUCCCUUUGCCAGCCUCUUCCACCAGGACUCUUCAGAUCAGAACAACAACGCGCACUUUGCUGGCCGUGUAUUAACAGUUCUUGAUUCUGUUUGCAUAUGCAAAAUUCAUUCUUUGCCCCAUGAUGAUGAACUCCGGCCUCACUUUCUGAAAUAGGACAUCUUGUGCCUGCAAGACAGGAGCUUCUCUGGCAUCAGGUGGCUCGGAAGAGACAGAUUCUUGCUGUUCUAGUGCAGAACUGGGCAUGUGGCCGGAGAAGCAGAUCCCUUUGAUGCUCACACCACACGGUGCAGAACGUUGUCUUGAGCUGCCAGGCUAAGCCUUUAGAAGCAGAAAGCGUCUCCCGUGCCACCGUUCUCUGAGUGCGUCCCUUCAAGGCCGAGCGGCUCGUGGGGUGAAGGCAAUGGACUGGCGCUUCCGCUGUAAGGUCAAAUGCCCCGUGCUUGUCGUCCCUUCCUCCUCCCCUGCCGCCGUAGGCCAGAAUGUUCACCCAUUGCAAUGCUAUGCAAACAAAAUAGCCAGUUGGAAUAGAACACAAUUGUGUUUUACACAACUCGGGCAUUAUGACUUGUCUCUGUCAGCCGUGAUCCAAAGAAGUAGUGUAGGCAUGCACUGGUGGCUUGGGUGAAGCCACGGGGGAGAGGGUCUGUCUUUGAGCCAUCUGACUUCUGUCUCACAUUGCGAAUUGCUUUGGAAACCCCCCCGACUUCUGAAAUGCUCUUUCCCUAAUGUACUUCAGGGUGUGCGGUCGUGUGUGCGUGGUUGGCUGGUUUUUGAAGCACAAGUCCAGUGCACUAUGGGCUGCACAGAGUACGUGAGCUGAUAUUUGGAUCUUGAUUUGUUUUCCCCAUCCUGUUUCUUUUUCUUUCACUCAGCUGCUUUCUGAGUGUGAUCGGGCACCAUCUCAUGGACAGAAGCAAACGUCUCAGUACAGAAAGGCUGAUGUUGCUUAAUUAAGUGCCUGCAUGGGUAACACAUCAACAUCUUUCAGUGAGGAUCCGGUUUCUAAUCAUUUUCCCUGCAAAGCGGGGAGGGAGCUGGGGCUCCCCAAUCAUGAGUUAGACCAGGAGUGGCGUUUUGAGUUUUUCUUGGCAUCUAUUCACACUGCCUGCCUCUUUGUCUCUGGUUCUCCGCUCGGACUGGGUUUCUCAGUUCAUUCACCAGCAUUGCAACUGAAAGUUUGGUUUGGGAUUCUGAAGUGUUUUGAGCAAAAAAAAUCGAAACAACUUGGGCAUUGCAGAACAUGGGGUUGGGGGCAGAUUUAGAAGAAACUUGCAGCUUUGUAGAAAAAAAUUAAAAGGAAAAAAUGCUUUAAAACAAAUACAAACCUCCAGGACUUCUUACCAAUGGGCUGAUUUUCUGAUUUUUUGCACUCCGUCGUUAGGUUGCUGCUUUGAAUGGAGGGGUGUUUGGCAUGGUGUAAUGAGACACACAGGCAGCUGGGGAAACAUGUCUCUGUAUACUUUCUGCUCCAUCCUCCACUCUCCUCCUCCUCCCCACCUGGUGCAUGCAGAGUUUUCACUAAGUGCCGUAAAUGAUGUCAUUGCUGCACCCUCUAUUUGAGCAAAGUUUCUGGGUUAGGGGUAUCUUCCCCUCUUUUGUCUGUUUAGAUGUUCUAAGAAACGUGUUAGAGCAACCUGCAUGUUCUGUAUAAUGGAAGCUUUGCGUUCUGUUCCCGCUUAGCUUUGGCCAAACUGUAUAUUCUGUCCUCUCGAUAGUCAGAGAGCACAUACUGGAGGAAGGAUUCUUCCUUGGUUUUCUUUUGCGCUGCAAGGCUACAUAUGGGAUCCAUGGAAGACUGCUUGGAACAUUUCACCUUGCACCUUAGACUGUAACGUCACUGUGCCUCUUUUUCUUCUGCAGCUGGAGAUGUUGCCAAAUCCCCACAGGUGGAGUGCGUGGGGGGAGAGAGCGGCAACAUCACGAUGUAGCUAUCCGUUGGCUUCUUUUCUAUUUUUUCUCUUCUUUUUGUUUCAUCUGCACUGCUGCUUGUUCCAGUUCAUGCUAAUAUUUGAACAAAGAAAGAGGUGGCAUUUCCCAACCCAGUGCCUUCCUGUUGGACCACGACUCCCAUCACGGGCAGCCCAGGGUGGCAGUUGGCCAACUCACCUGGAGGGCACCAGGUUGGCGAAGAAGAGUGGGUGGAAGUGGGUCAUGAUGACAAGAACACGCUCCUUCAAUGGUAUUGAGGGACAACAGAUGCAUAACGAUGGGACUCGGAAAGGUCCUUGGGUUCAUGCCAAGGGACUUGCAUGAGCCCAGUGGAAAGUUUGGUGCUCCCCACCUCCCUGGUGCCAGGCGGUGGACUGUGGCUGAUUCUCUGCAAUGGGGGUGGGGUGCCAUCCAACGGAUUAUUGAUGUAGAGUUUCUUUGGGCGUUGGAGCCAGACGGUCCCCAUUCCCAAUGUUCCUGGCCGUCCCUUGGCCAUCCUGGAUGGGACUUCUGCUCAUCUCCUGUAACACCUGCACAGCCACAAGUUCUCUGCACUUGGUCUGAGGACAUGGCUCGGAGCGUAGGAUAUGAAAUAGCAGGGUGGAUCGUCUUCCCUCUCAAGGAUGCAAGCUUUUUGUGUUGUGCCCCACUUUUCAGGCAGAAUAUGAAGAUAACUUGGUUGAUCAGAGGGCAAAAUCAGGUGCAACUUCACAUUCUGUAUAAUAUGUGGGUAUAAAUGCUUACACAGAACCAAUUGUAGUUCUGAGUAAAAGAUGCUGUUCUCUCUGUUGAAUUCUGUAAUGCUAAAAUGUGCAAAAAAUUCCUUGGCUACUAAACCUUGGUCUCUAAACCAGUACACCAUCAUGCCUGGUAUGAUUUUGUCUGUUCAUUUGGGACCAAGCAAGCAACUAAUUUCCACAGAAAACUGUACAAGAAUGCAGCAGAUUGUUCUUCUCUUUCCCCACCCCUUCCUUAAUUCAAAUGUUUGCUAAGCAUCUGGACAGCACAGUGCAAACUUGUUGUGUUGGUCUUGCCUGGAGAGAAGUGUGAGCGACACAGCAGAACAGCAAUAAAAAUAAGUGAAACCUGUAUCACACAUGCGCAUGUAAUUUUGCACUUCCAAAUAAUUGUGAAAUUUAAAGUGACGGCAACUCUGAUUUGCAUUGAAAACUGUUUUUUAACCUGUUACAAGGAAGCAUUGAAGUGUAAAUAGAGAAUGUUCACAAAACACUA